UGCCUAAGACCGUCCACAGCGAUAUGAGGAAAUGGAGGAGUAAAUCUACUGUUUGGCACUGUAGAUAUACUGUUUGACACUGUAGAUAGAGAGGACGUGGGAAACGAGGAGUAUAAAGGUUGGUUGCCUAAGCGCCCACUCCUCCCUUCCCUUGCCACCACCCCUCUCACCAGAGCGCAGAAGCUGCUCGCAGCUUCAGCUCCCACGAGGUCCGCUGAAGCUAGCCUCUAGGCUCGCCAUGGCGUCUGGGGAAGCAGAGCCGCUGCAGUACACGACCACCCUUCUGCGGGUGUCCAUCCACUGCGAGGGGUGCAAGAAGAAGGUCAAGAAGGUGCUCCACAACAUCGAAGGAGUGUACAAGGUGACGGUGGACGCGGCGCAGCACAAGGUGACCGUCACCGGCAGCGUCGGCGCCGACGCGCUCAUCAGGCGCCUGCACAAGGCCGGCAAGCAGGCCGCGCUGUGGCCGGCGCCGGCCCCGGCCGCGGUCGUCGAGGCGGCCAAGAAGCCUGAGGAGCUCGCCCCGGCGCCGCCAGCAGGAGACGGGGAGGGCACCAAGGUCAAGGAAGGCGCGGACGCCAAGCCCAAGGAGGCAGCCAAGGACAAGAAGCAGCAGCCUGAAGCCGAGGGCAAGGACAAGAAGCCGGAGAAGGCCUCCGACAACAAGCCCGAGAAGCCCGAGGCCGCGAAACCCAAGGACGAGGCCACUAAGGACGCCGAGGUGACUGCACCCAAGGAAAAGGGCUCCCCUGAGCCGGCGAAGGAAGCCGCCGCCGCCGAGGACAAGGCGGGCGGGGAGGAGGCCAGCAGCGGCAAGAAGGGCAAGAAGAAGAAGAAGAACAAGCAGAUGGACGGCGGCGAGGCUGAGGCCGCGCCGGCGGAGAAGACGCCGCAGCCGUCGGUGGCAGCGCCGGUCCCGGCGCCCGCUCCCGCGCUGGGUCCGGAGCGCCCGCCCGGCGGGUUCCCGUACUACGCGGCGCAGCCGGUGAUGAGCUACAACGUGGCGCACCCGAGCUCCAGCGUGUCGUACUAUGCGCCCACGCCGGUUGGGCCCAUGCCGCCAAUGCCAACGCCGCCGCCAUCGCAGAUGGCGCCGUACGGGUACCCGCCCAUGAUGCCGCCGCCGGUGCCGGAGUUCCUGUACGGCCCGCCGGGCAUGCGGUCGUCCCCGCCGCAGGAGUCGUACAACAACAUGUUCAACGAGGAGAACGCCAACUCGUGCAGCGUCAUGUGACUUCCGCGCCUUCGCCGCCGCCGCCUCGCCGGACUCCGGUCGUUAGGUGGUCCCACCCGCUGUGCGCUGCGCGGCGUCGAGUCACAGAUAGAGAGAGGCUGCUUUCGUAAUAGAGGAGGCCUCUCUUGUGGUCCGGAUCGUGGUUGCUAGCUAGAGAGUACUGGAGUACUGUCAAUUAGGUGGUCAAAGCUCCUCUUGACCAGAUUUUCUCUCUCUCCUUAUAAACUAAAUUGCUCUUAGUGCAUGCACCAUGUAAUCAGAUGAUCAUAUGCUAGUAUCACUACUUGCAAUGUGUCUUUUUGCUAGUACUUUUCUGUUAUGAACUUCA
Molecule: messenger RNA, 1562 nt
Organism: Panicum virgatum (switchgrass)
Lineage: Eukaryota; Viridiplantae; Streptophyta; Magnoliopsida; Poales; Poaceae
Product: heavy metal-associated isoprenylated plant protein 35-like
Exons: 3
Coding region: 239-1234 (331 amino acids)
Molecular function (GO): metal ion binding
Source: RefSeq, a predicted model, not a curated record